AAGAAGGGAAGGAGCACAGAGGCCCUCUUUCAUGGCAGAGCAUUACAUUAGCAAUAGCAUCCGUCCAAUAUGAAGCUGCUAAUCUCUCUUCCAUUAAUACCUGUAUAUUUCUGUAAUAUCUAGAGAGAGAAGGAGGGAGGGAGGGAGAGAGAGUGAGAGAGACACUUUUAGUAACUCGGUUCCACUCUUUCAAGAAACAGCACCCUUCUUGUGUAAUUCAUCGAAAAAAAAAGCACCCUUCUUGUGUCUUUUCCCUGUUCUGAAACAUUCGGUGGCCAUUCCUGCAUCUCGAGGUCGGCUUCAUCCGUACUAAGACAACUUAGCCGAGAACAGGCCUUUCGGUGGAGGAGCAGAGCAGCUAAAUUGUGGGCUUCGCCUCAUAACCAACCUCGUCGCUGGGCCUUUCAAUUCGAUCCCAGAGUUUUUACUAUACCAGUUUAGAGAGGUUGAGGUGUGGGUGAAAGCUUCUUAUUUCUUAAGCGGGAUCUAAUGGCAGGGUCCGGAGGCAGAUGGAGGGGUUGGAAGUGUUUUGCAGUGAUAGUGGUCGGAUUCCUCGUGAUAGCAGCCCUCUUCGCCUCGGCAGAAGAUGGAGCCGACAGAGACGCUCUGAGAACCAAAACCGACAGAGACGCUCUGAGAACCAAAACCGACGAUUCGCAGUCGCUUCUCGCCAGCAUACGGAACUUCCUGUGGCAGAAGCGGAGAGUAGGCUACACCCGUGUUUGGCCGGCAAUGAAAUUCGGUUGGAAAAUCGUGGUCGGAAGCAUAAUCGGGUUCUUAGGAGCGGCAUUCGGGAGUGUGGGAGGAGUUGGAGGUGGCGGUAUCUUUGUCCCCAUGCUUAAUCUCAUCAUCGGUUUUGACGCCAAGUCGUCGACUGCAAUAUCAAAAUGUAUGAUCAUGGGAGCGGCAGCUUCAACAGUUUACUACAACCUUAAUCUGAGGCACCCGACGCUCGACUUGCCAAUCAUCGAUUAUGACCUGGCCCUUCUCUUCCAACCGAUGCUCGUGCUUGGUAUUAGUAUUGGAGUUGCCUUCAAUGUUGUAUUUGCCGACUGGAUGAUCACAGUCCUGUUGAUCAUCCUCUUCUUAGUCACAUCUACGAAAGCAUUCAUGAAGGGUGCCGAGACUUGGAAGAAGGAAACCACAAUGAAGAAGGAAGCGGCUGCACUCGUGGAAUCAAAUGGGAAUGGAGCUGAGGACGUAAAAUUUAAGCCUCUUCCUGGAGAACCGGCCAAUGGCAAUGGAACGGAGGCCACUGAAACUAAACGAACAAAGGUCUCUGUCAUGGAGAACAUUCCGUGGAAGGAAUUUGGAGUCCUUUGUGCAGUUUGGGUGAUCAUCCUCGGUUUGGAAGUCGGGAAGAAUUACAGUACCGAGUGUUCGGCAUUAUACUGGGUAUUGAACCUGGGGCAGAUACCGGUGGCAGUAGGAGUGUCGGGUUACCAGGCAGUGUGCCUGUACACAGGGAAGAGAGUGAUUGCAUCGAAGGGAGAAGAGGGCACUGACUGGAAAGUUCAUCAGUUGGUUCUGUACUGCUUAUGUGGGAUGGCUGCCGGUAUGGUUGGUGGGUUGCUUGGUCUCGGUGGAGGGUUCAUUUUGGGUCCACUUUUUCUCGAGCUAGGAAUUCCUCCCCAGGUAUCAAGUGCCACUGCUACUUUUGCUAUGACAUUUUCUUCGUCCAUGUCUGUCAUAGAAUACUACCUUCUUAAACGUUUCCCCGUUCCAUACGCUCUUUACUUCAUUGCUGUUGCAACAGUCGCUGCCUUCACAGGACAGCACAUUGUGCGGAAGAUAAUCACCAUUCUCGGGAGAGCAUCUCUCAUCAUUUUCAUCCUCGCCGGAACAAUCUUUAUCAGUGCAAUAGCUCUAGGUGGAGUCGGUAUAGCAAAAAUGAUUGAAGCCAUAGAGGAACAUGCCUAUAUGGGAUUUGAGAACCUAUGCACAUAUGAUUCUUGAAGAAGAUUAAUGUUUCGUCAGCUUCAUAGAUAGUCAUGUAACACUCAAUUAAUUAGCAUAUAGAAAAAGAGGGCUUCGUCUUCCUUUGAUAUGAGUCCUCGGGUUUGUUGUCUAGCUAGUUGUAUAAAGAAAUGAAAUAAUUGUUUAUUUCGGUGAUUCUUUUUAAUGAUAAAUGAUUAAUCUA
This is a messenger RNA of Punica granatum (pomegranate), 2140 nucleotides long. The record is from RefSeq and is a predicted model, not a curated record. Lineage: Eukaryota; Viridiplantae; Streptophyta; Magnoliopsida; Myrtales; Lythraceae.